Gilbertella persicaria is the source of this 2700-nucleotide messenger RNA. RefSeq lists its product as uncharacterized. Bases 353 to 2446 code for a protein of 697 amino acids. The transcript has 2 exons. The record is from RefSeq and is a predicted model, not a curated record. NCBI's taxonomy places the organism in Eukaryota, Fungi, Mucoromycota, Mucoromycetes, Mucorales, Choanephoraceae.
GGCAUUGGAUAAUAAGAUGAUAUUUCUAAAGGGGAACAAGAGCAAGGAAAGGAGAAACAGUAAAGAGAAAAGAAGGAAAGGAGGAGGUGAAAAGUUUUGACAUGUAUCAAGAAAAAAAAAGGAUUCCCUUGCAAUGAUAAUCUUUUGCAGUAUACAUGCAUAUCAAAAUACACUGGUGAGUCGCUUGUUUGAAAGAGGAAUUUCAUGUGCUUCAGGAGAAAAUGAGCAUAAAAGGUAUACAAGCAACACCCUGAUGGAUAAAUGGUCUGGCUGCAUAUAACAAUUUUAAAAAGCUUCCUUUCGAUCCCUUACUCUUUCACAUUGCUUUUUAUUCUCUUCUUUUCUUUACCAAAUGGGCCUUUUAAACUUUAGAAGAAAAAGCAAAAAGCAAUCUUCUGAUUAUCCUUCUACUUUUAUCCAAUCCGAGGUAGAAAUCCCUUCUUUGCCUGUUUACAAUGAAAAAUAUCUUUCCUUGUCAUCCCCUACACUGUCUAAAAGUCAAACAUUUUCAAAGGUGCCAGAUACAAGUUUAAUGGAUGAUAUUAUGAAUGAAUUGGGGUCCUCAAAAGACGCAAGCUCAAAGCCUAUGCCGUCUAGCACGACAAAUCCAAAAGUUAUUCGACCAUUAUUACAAUUUGACACACUUUUAGAAGAAACAGUCAAAUCUGCCACCAACAACCCUGCAGCAUCUUUUGAGCUAGAAUCUGCAACAGGGCAACAGAAGCCUCUCCUUCAUUUCUCAAGCAUUAAAAAACCAACAUUCCAGCACCAAGAGAACAAGAAACUAGAGUUGCAACAAGAAAACCAUACUAAUAAUUUGAAUAAUCGUGAUGAACAUACCGGUGACGCCGAUGAAGAAGAAGAAAAAGAAGAAAAGGAAGAUAAUUAUAUUCUUGGCUCAAGAUUAAUGCGAAAUCAAGUCAAGAGACACUCUGCACCUGUCAACAAUAAGCCUUCACCCAUGCCUCUUUCUUCUUCUUCUGCUUCUGAUACUUCAAAUGAACCUGUUCAACCAAGUUCAAAGACUUUAAUGGACCGAAUGAAGGAAAGGCAUCGCCAAGAAGCACGCAGAUCUUCGUCUUCCCCCUUUAUGGACCGUAAUUUGAGUUCACCCUCUAUGCCUAUUAUUGCUGGUGCGACAACAGACCGAUUCAGCCACAUUGCUGAUGGAAGUAAAAAUAGGCCACAGAAAAAUAUGGUUCAAUCUCAGUCAUGCAAUAUGUUCAUGAAGCCAUCGGUGACCAUAAAAAACGAGAAUUGUUCUUUUGACAUAUUCAAUGCUCCUAUUCAGACACAAUCUGAUGUUAGCUUGAGUAAUACUAGACGUUUUCAUUCUCUUCAACACUCAUAUCAUCAGCCUGCUCUAUCGUCACUUCCAAUACAAGAAAAUGAAGAAGAUAUACCAUCUUUGCCUCGCUUUGCAUUAAAUCGAUCUGUUUCUGCUUAUCCUGGGUUUCCUACACGUUCUCUUCAGCAGCAGCAACAGAUUUUGUUACAGCAACAGCAACAGCAACAGGAACAGCAGCAGAUGCAACAGCAACAAAUUCAGCAGCAAAUUGAGCUGAAACAGCAUCAACUUGAAGAGCAACAACGUUUACAACAACAAAAACUGCAACAGCUUCAUCUUCAACAAAAACAACAGCAAGAACAAAACAACAUCAAUCAAGCUAUACUAGAUUCUAUUAUGUCUUCCUCCUUAGAAUACGAAGCAGGAAAGCAUCAUUUGACUUCGAAGCCAUUGUAUAAACGUCUGCCUGUAGAAAAAUAUCGAAAACAUCAUCAUCACCACCACCAUCAUCAUCAACAGCACCGUCAUCAUCAUUGUAGUUAUCACUCAAAUGACAGUUGCAAAUCGAUCGCAUUACAUAGAUGUCGCACGCCACCUCCUGAGUCACAUCAUUUGGCGAUAGAUGAAUCCAAAAACAAGAAAGAAGUACUGGAAAGACCACUUUCACCUGUAUCUUUGACAGACAAGGAAAAGCUUGCAAGUAUUGAAGACAUUAUCAUGAACUCUUCUUCAAGCACAUUGGCGAGUGAUCCCAAAAUCAAGGUAGUGGAUAUACCUCUCAAAUUAAAGCGAGAGUUACAAGAUAUGCAGCUGCGACGAUCAUCCUAUUCUGUUCCUGAUUUAAGCAGGUUUUCAAAAGAAAAUAUACCUGAAAUAGACGAAAAUAAGUGGAAUACACUUUGUCCAAUAAGUAACUCAGAAAAUAAAACGAAAGAAAGAGAAGACAAAAUACAAGAAAAACCCUUUUGUCGAAAAAGGCAUCGAUGUAGAUCAAAAUGCUGCCAUCAUCGUCAUUGUUAUUCGUCAAUCAAACCUUGCAGUAACACUCUCAAACAUUCACAAUCUACCUGCUCAGUGGUUUCUGAAGUCGAUGAUAUGACUCAUUGCCACUACAAGAAGUCAUUGUGUCGAUCUGCAAGACACUGCAAACAUCAUUAAUGUAAAGAGAUGAUUGAGACAAAUUACGCGGAGAAUGAAACACUUUAUUUAAAUUUGAUUUGAUUUUUGAUACCAGCCCCCCACUAUAUCAAUUUACACUGCAACACUUUUUUAGGGAAGAUAAAAAGGCACAAAGAAUUCUAUAAUUUUUUUUUUCAUUAUUAUUUUUAUUAUUAUUUGCAUUGCGUUACUGUAUCAUAACUGGUAGAUAAAGAAAGUAAAUUUUGUUAAUAACAAUAGUAAAAUAAAGAGAU